This is a messenger RNA of Grus americana (Whooping crane), 2876 nucleotides long. Its product is annotated as solute carrier family 22 member 2-like. Gene Ontology annotation, cellular component: membrane. Gene Ontology annotation, biological process: transmembrane transport. The coding region runs from base 42 to 1706 and encodes 554 amino acids. NCBI's taxonomy places the organism in Eukaryota, Metazoa, Chordata, Aves, Gruiformes, Gruidae. The record is from RefSeq and is a predicted model, not a curated record. The transcript has 11 exons.
GCAGCUGAGUUAGAUGAUUUAAUGAGUUGCAACAUACAAAGAUGCCAACCUUGGAUGACAUUUUAGAGCAGAUCGGAGAAUUUGACUUCUUUCAGAAACAAGCCCUCUUUGUCUUAUGCCUGCUUUCUGCUGCCUUCACCCCAGUGUACGUGGGUGUCGUCUUCUUCGGGUUCAUCCCUGAGCAUCGCUGCUUCAGCCCCGGGGUGGCUGAGCUGAGCCAGCGGUGUGGCUGGAGCCCAGAGGAGCAGCUCAACCACACAGUUCCCGAGUGGGGCGGCCAUGGGGCCAGUUUUGGCAGCCGCUGCAGGAGGUACGAGGUGGACUGGAACGCGACGGGCAUCAGCUGCACCGACCCCCUUGGCAGCCUCGUGGGCAACUGGAGCACCGUCCCCCUCAGUCCCUGCCAGGAUGGCUGGGUCUACGACUCCCCAGGGACCUCUCUCGUGACCGAGUUUAACCUGGUGUGUGAGGACUCCUGGAAGCUGGACCUCUUCCAGUCGUGUGUGAACGCCGGGUUUUUUAUUGGCUCCAUGAGCAUUGGCUACAUAGCAGACAGGUUUGGCCGCAAACUCUGCCUCCUGGUCACAAUCCUCAUCAAUUCGGCCUCAGGGGUUCUCAUGGCCUUUGCGCCGAGCUACACCUGGACAGUGAUCUUCCGCCUGAUACAGGGACUGGUCAGCAAGGGGGGCUGGCUGACAGGCUACGUCCUCAUUGCAGAAUUUGUUGGCUCUAACUACCGGAGGGCAACGGGCAUCAUUUACCAGCUUGCCUUCAGCCUGGGACUCCUGGUCCUCACUGCCCUGGCUUAUGCGCUUCCACACUGGAGGUGGCUCCAGCUUACGGUCACACUGCCCAAUUUCUUCUUCCUGCUCUAUUAUUGGUGUCUGCCUGAGUCUCCCAGGUGGCUCAUAUCUCAAAAGCAAAAUGACAAAGCUAUGGAAGUUAUUAAGCGCAUCGCCAAGGGAAAUAAGAAGAAGCUACCUCUCUCUUUCCAGAAUCUCAACUCCGAAGAUGAAGAUGGAGAAAAGCGGAAACCUUCAUUUCUAGACCUGGUCAGGACACCUCAGAUCAGAAAACACACGUGCAUUUUGAUGUACAGUUGGUUCACAAGCUCCGUCCUCUACCAGGGGCUCAUCAUGCACAUGGGAAUAGCUGCUGGGAACAUGUACCUGGAUUUCCUCUAUUCUGCGCUUGUCGAGUUUCCAGCCGCCUUCAUCCUCAUGCUAACACUGGAUCGCAUUGGCCGUCGCUACCCCUGGGCUGCGGCAAACGUGAUGGCAGGUGGUGCUUGCCUUGUUGCAGCGUUAGUCCCAGACACUCUUUACUGGCUUAAAAUGACUGGAGCUUGCUUGGGCAGGAUGGGGAUUACCAUGUGCUACGAAAUUAUUUGUGUGGUAAAUCCUGAGCUGUAUCCAACAUUUCUCAGGAACCUGGGAGUCCUCGUCUGCUCGUCCAUGUGUGACCUUGGUGGGAUUAUAACGCCCUUCCUUGUGUACAGACUGGCAGAGGUCUGGCAUGAACUGCCCCUGGUCGUCUUUGCUGUGAUUGUUUUAAUUGACGGUGGCUUGGUUUUGCUCCUACCUGAGAUGAAGGGAAAGAAUCUGCCUGAGACCAUUGAAGAUGCUGAAAAUCUGCACAGGAAAGAGAGAAGCAAAGAAAAAAUUAUUUAUCUCCACGUUCUGACUUCCGAAGCUGCCUCCAAGUAAGAAUCAUAGAAUCAUUUUGGUUGGAAAAGACCUUUAAGAUCAUCGAGUCCAACCAUUAACCUAACACUGCCAAGUCUACCACUAAACCAUGUCCCUAAGCGCCACAUCUGCACAUCUUUUAAAUACCUCCAGGGAUGGUGACUCAACCACUUCCCUGGGCAGCCUGAUCCAAUACUUGACAACCCUUUCAGUGAAGAAAUUUUUUCUAAUACCCAAUCUAAACCUCCCCUGGCACAACUUGAAGCCAUUUCCUCCUGUCCUAUUGCUUGUUACUUGGAAGAAGAGCGCCCUCAACACCACAUGCAGGGGACGAGCCAGGCCAACGUGGUGAUCUUUUCCCCAUUGCACCUUCCCAGCUGCCAGCAGUCUGUGGCUUGGGGACUUCCUGAGCCAGAGGUCGUCUGCCCGCAUUUCUGCUUGAGUCCCUCGUGGACCGUCCUUCCACAAAUUUUUCUAUUUGCCUUCUGAACACAUUCAUGCUUCUGGCAUUCCAGGGCAUCUCGCAUCAGCAACUUGUGUGGUGUGAGUGGGAAAUUCAUGAAGGAACAGUCUUCUGCUUGUUAUAAAACUAAAAAUCUCUUUGUGCCGCUCACUUGCAGUUCAUUUCUGUAGUGAGCAGGAGUGCAUUCGUGAGCCCAACUCACCUCCUCCAAGCUACACCUGAUUCUGCCUGAAAGCAAGCAUCUGUACACAGUAACUGGUUUACUGUCACAAUUCCCCCUACACCCCUUUAAAUCCGACUGACACCAGUCAGUCCUGAUGCCCAGCAGGUCAGCUUUGUGAGACAGCUCUGGCUGCCCAGCAGUGAGCGCUGCCACUGCAGAGCCCGCUUCAGGAGUCCGGGGCAUCCAGAAGCCCCUCUUCCCUCCCAGUUUACUCUUCUUCCAGAGAAAUAAGUACAAAAAGUAAGUACUUCUAAGCCCAGACUGGCUUUUAAGCUUUGAUGUCCCAGAAUUUGACUGGAUAUUAGGCAAGCUGGAAAAUGAAAAGGAAGGCAAAGAGGAGUUAGAGGCAGUGAAGCCUCAUGACGUGGGGGACUGCGUGCAACUAGAUCAUCAUUAGGGAUCAGUGAUGGGGCAGAGGGAGGAAGCCUCAUCACAGACACCCACUGGGAGAGGCAUGAACAAUAACAGGACACGGUGCAUAUUAAAGCAUAUUCAUGUUUGUAUU